CGACCUUAAACCUCGUCCGACAGCCAUCUGGCGAUUUCAACUCGUCCUCCAUCCUACAGUCUAGCUCAGAUCAUUUAUCCUUACGACUGUACACGAAUUGAGACGCUACGACGCACUCUCUACCAACCCAACGGGUAACUACUGUUAAGAGGAACAGCAACCGCUCAGCCAUCACCCACAGACACAACACCUGCCAUUUGCCGUGUUUCAGCGACUCUCAAUAUGUCCUCUCCAGCCGAAGAAUCCCCGGCUCAGCGAGCAGCGCGUCUCCGUCGUGAGCGCCGCGAAGCGAAGAUCAAGGAAGGAGGUGCAGCUCGUCUCGACAAGAUCACCAGUUUGAGUGGACGAACCCCUGCCAGCCUUCACGAAGAGACCUCCUCACCAUCGCCCAGCCCGCAGCCCGAAUCCCGGCCACAACAGCCAGCACCACCAGCACCAGCACCACCAGCGUUUCCGACCACAGCACCAGCACCAACCCCAGUCCAACCCCAGACCAACCCACCAACUUUCCCCGACCGAUCCCAACCGGAACCCGAACUCGACCCCGAAACCCUCCAAGCCCAACAGGAACUCUUCCGCGCCCUCCUCCGCCAGCCGGCCCCUUCCCCUAACCCACAACAACGACAGCUCCCCGACAGCGCCGCCGCCCCCAACCCGGCGGGCGACUUACUCGGUCUCGACGCCCGAGACCCGACCCUCAAGAUCCUCAACUCCCUCAUGUCCUCCAGUGCCGGCGGCGGCGGCAGCGGCAACCCCCUCGAGAACAUCAACCUCGCAGACCUGGGCCUCGGCGACGGGAAAGAGUCCUCCACGGAUCUCCUGACCAACCUCGGUCUGCCCCCGUUCCUGGCCAACCUGAUCGGCGACGCCAUGCGCCAGAAGACCGACGCCGAGAAGCGCGAGAUCAUGGUCUGGAAGAUCGUGCACCUGGUCUUUGCCAUUGUCGCGGGGAUGUACCUGCUCUUCGUGCUGGGGUCGUCCGUGAGCGUCUACGGACGGGCGCCGCCGGCGCCGGCGACGGCGCGGGAUCCGUUCACGGUGUUCAUGACGGGGGAGGUGGUGCUGAGUGGAGCCCGGGCGUUGUUGCGGUCGAGGGGGAAGGGGUUUGGCUUGGGGUUGGGGGUGCAGUUAGUGCGCGAUGUUAUCCGGGAUGGCAGCCUGAUGGUGUUUUUGUUUGGGAUGGCGACGUGGUGGCUUGGGGACAGAUUGGUCUAAACUACGGGGACUUCUGUCUGGAGCGAUGGGGCUUUCGGGCAAAGUAGGCUGAGAUGGUUGUAAAUUGUCCGCAUUCCUAUACAUGUUUUAUUAAAUCAUGAUUUAUGUCUGUUUAUUAUCUUAGGCCUGCAUAGCAACUGCCGCACACUCGUGACUAUCACAGGACAAGGAAUGGCACACCGAGG
Aspergillus homomorphus CBS 101889 is the source of this 1400-nucleotide messenger RNA. RefSeq lists its product as uncharacterized. Gene Ontology annotation, biological process: retrograde vesicle-mediated transport, Golgi to endoplasmic reticulum. The transcript has 2 exons. The record is from RefSeq and is a predicted model, not a curated record. NCBI's taxonomy places the organism in Eukaryota, Fungi, Ascomycota, Eurotiomycetes, Eurotiales, Aspergillaceae. Bases 223 to 1215 code for a protein of 330 amino acids.